This is a messenger RNA of Notolabrus celidotus (New Zealand spotty), 1212 nucleotides long. It is a transcript of the gene c18h8orf33, whose product is annotated as chromosome 18 C8orf33 homolog. The record is from RefSeq and is a predicted model, not a curated record. The transcript has 5 exons. NCBI's taxonomy places the organism in Eukaryota, Metazoa, Chordata, Actinopteri, Labriformes, Labridae. The coding region runs from base 137 to 1024 and encodes 295 amino acids.
ACCGGUGGUAAGUUUUUUUGAACACAACAUGAUUUCGUGGAAGCAGAAAGAAUAAGCCGAUUUUUGUUAAAAACCUGUGUCAGAGCAUGUCUGUAUCUAUGAAGAAGAAGUGAAAUAGUUCAGUGUAGAUGGCGCCAUGACCGAGCAAAGGCUGCUCUUUAUAGAUAUUGAACACAAUAGCCCUGCUCCUGUUGAAAGCAGACCAGGACAGCCCCUCUGGAUGUGCACUGACAACACCUUUAAAUUUAACUUCCCCACUGACAGCUAUACAGCACCCCAAGAGGCAACAUCACUGUCAUCUAACACUGAACCAACAGUCAGCCACAUCUCUUUGACAGGACAGGGCUCUGCUUUUGCCUUCAACUUUCAAAUCCCUCUUGAUACACCUGAAGAAAGCAUGGAGACGACAGAGACCCCAGAUACAUCAUCACAGGGCAACCAACAGGAGAAAACUCCAUCACUGCAGGAGGUUAACUCUGAACCAUCAGGACAGUUAAAAGCAAAGAAGAAGAAGAAGAAGCCUGGGAAGAAAACACCUUCUGAAGGAACUGAGACGCAGCAGAAACCAGAUUCAGCAGAGGAAGGUCAAGAGGGCAAGGAUGCAGAGUUGAGUGCAGAGGAGCAGCUGAACAGGCAGCUGGACUGGUGCAUUGAGCAGCUGGAGUCAGGAGUGAAGUCUCAGAAGGGAACACCCAAACAGAAGGAGGAAGCCUCUCGUGCCCUCAAGACUCUGCGGAGCUCCAAAGCUCCUCUGGCCAAGAAAAGGCAGGUGAUGAGAGCCAUGAGUGGAGAUUACAGGAAGAAAAUGGAGGACGAAAAAAGCAAGCAGCACAAACUCAUACAGAGCGAAAUUGCAUCAGCGCAGGUCAAAGUUGUGGCAGAUUCUCCAAAGAAGAGUGUUUUCCAUCGAAGGGCAGAAGUCAAAGCAAAGGAUACAGACGUGAAAAGGCAGAGUGAAGAGCCAACAUCAUCAGCCUUUGUCUUUACUCCAUCAAAGGAGGAGUUUCACUUCAAUUUCCUCUGAUUGUACCCUCAAGAAAUGUUUCACCUGACAAUAUGAUGGACAUUAUUUGGGAUGUUCAGAAAAUUGCUCCCACAGAAAAUAAGGGACUGCAUUGAAGAAAAACAGUCACAAUGCUGGAAGUCAAAAUAUUGUGUUUGUUGACUACUUGUUCUUUAUUCUUGAAUAAAACAGUUUUCUGUUUGUUUAAU